Molecule: messenger RNA, 2551 nt
Organism: Macrosteles quadrilineatus (aster leafhopper)
Lineage: Eukaryota; Metazoa; Arthropoda; Insecta; Hemiptera; Cicadellidae
Gene: Achl
Product: la-related protein 6
Exons: 2
Coding region: 109-1824 (571 amino acids)
Biological process (GO): RNA processing
Cellular component (GO): nucleus
Molecular function (GO): mRNA binding
Source: RefSeq, a predicted model, not a curated record
GUAGCAGUCUUGCUCAGUGACGUCACGUGGUCUAGCUCAGUGAGUGUUGUCUCAGGAGGCCGCGCCGCGCUUCUAAUUAUAAGUUAUUCUAGUCAUACAGUGAACGCGAUGCCGGAACCCAACGAGAGUGUAGAGCUAGCUGCCGAGGCAGCGGAUCUGUGCGGAGAGCUGCAGAAGCCGCCGAUGAAACAUUCGGACACCAAGGAUAGCAUCUCGUCCGUGGAAAGCGACUCGGCCCCCGUGGUCCCUUGCGAGGGCAGAGAGGACGGCCCUACCGAGGAGGAGGACGAGCGAGCCAACCUAGCGGACCAGAGCGACUCCGGCAGCGAAGGGUCGCCGGAGAAGGACUCGGGAUGCGAGGGCGUCAAUAACCCCGCGGAAGACACCAAGGACGAAAAAGACGAAGAAGAACCACCCUUUGUACCCCCGGACGAUGAACUGGUGGAAAAGAUAAUCGCACAAGUCGAGUUUUACUUCUCAGACGUGAAUAUCACCAAGGACGCUUUCCUGUUGAAGCACGUGAAACGCAACAAGGAAGGCUACGUGAGUUUGAAGUUGAUUUCUAGUUUUAAACGCGUCAAGCACAUAGCCAAGGACUGGAGGGUGGUCGCCUACGCUUUGGCGAAGAGCACGAAACUGCAGAUAAACGAAGCAGGCACCAAGUUGCGAAGAGUGGACCCUCUGCCCGCUUACGACCAGACGACGCCGUCCAGGACCGUCGUGGCGAUAGACUUGCCUCUGGAGAAGCCUACGAUAGAGAAUGUGGCGGAGAUGUUCAGGACCUGUGGAGAGAUCGCGCUCAUCAGGAUCCUCCGACCUGGCAACCCCAUCCCUGCGGACGUCCGUCACUUCGUCAACAAACACCCGGAGAUGAACGGCACGGUGAGCGCCCUCGUGGAGUUCGUCCGGACUGAGAGCGCCCAUAACGCCAUCAACAGACAGGACUGGGACUGGCGUCAUGGAGUAGACCACUCGGCUAUGAAGGUGCUGGAACUGAACGCACCGCCGAGCUCUGACAGGAAGAAACGCACGCAAUCCCAGAAGAAGAACCCUGGAAUGACUCGACUGUUCGACUCCGAGUACUCGUCAUCCUGCGCCUCCGGAAGCGAGGCCGAGGGAAGCUACCAGCGGCAGAUGAGACUCCAGAGGCGUUGUAGCUCUCCGCACAUGCAGCGACCCGGAGACCACUGGACCCAGAGGAGGUGGUCCAGAGACUCCGGCAGCGACAGCCCGAGCAGCAGCUUCUCCAGGAGUCGCUCCAACUCCGGGGUCUUCUACAUACCAGACCACGUCCGGAGGAUGUCCGCCGGUUGGGACUCCGGAAGUGACUCGUACGGAAGUGGAAGAUCCAGGUCGAACAGUGGAGUUUCUCUGGCUGACAGGAGGUUCUCCGUGCAGAGCAAAGAUUCCGAUUGUUGCUGCUGCGGACAUUACAACGACUGCAGAAGGAUGUCCUACUGCCACGACUCUGGCAGCGAAGGUUACGGAAGUAACAGGUCUAGAUGUAACAGUGGAGCUUCUGACAUCAAGAGGAAAGACUCCGGGGAGUAUUAUUGUCCUAAGAGGUUCAUCCAGCCGGAUAGGAGGAUCUCUCUGACCAGGGAACCCGAGGGACCCUAUUGUCCGAGGAUUCCGAUGGACCAGCGACGAGUUUCGGUGGGAAGCGACACGGAAUCUUCCGGCAAAAUUGGUUUCCAGAGGCAGCGAUCCUCUUCUGGCAUCCACCUUCCGGAGAACAUCGUGAGGAUGCCCAGAGGCCCUGAUGGAGGUCGUGGGUUCGUCGCUCCUCCGCCUGUAACCACCUGUCACACUCUCGUAGAGUAACGAUCUCUCGAUAUUUUAUCGGUCCCGAGACUACUUUAUCGAUAUUGGUACCCAACCCACUGAUUCCUGAUGCAAUAAUUGAAACCUGAAGCAAUAUUCUAGUGCUAUAUACGAACAAACUGUACAUAUUAUUCGAGUGAUAGGAUAUAUAAAUUGGAAAAGCGCGUGUGAUAGUAUGAAUAUAAGUUACGAAACGAAUGAGAAUCUGAUUAUUUUCGGGCGAGUCUGUUUUUGUGUGAAUGUUUAUUUUAUGGAAUAUACUUAUCGUUAACGAUGAGGCAAUGGUGAAGAGACUGAACUAGGGCGCCCUAGGAGAAAAGAGUGAGGUUAUUUAUAUAUUUGUGUAAAUAAUAGGCUACUGUUAUUGUUUCCUCGUCAUGUUACCAUUUGUAAUUUAUUUCAUUGGAAUUGUAUUUAUUUUAUCCCGGUUGAAUUCAUUCAUUAUUUAUUCCGUCCAAUCUAUUUAUUGCAUUGUACGAUUCAGUCCAUUUCAAAUCAUUAACUUUAACUAUGUAUUUAUUUACAUUCCGUUUGAGAAUUUCAAAUUUUCGUUUGUGACAUCCUAAUUUAUUUAUUGUUAUUCAAUUGUUGAUUUGUGUUAUAAGAAAAUUUGUUAGUUGUAGUUUUAAGUCAGUAUUUGUUUGACUAUACAUGAUCUGUUAGCCAUAACUAUUACCGUUAUUGUUAGUUUUAAAUUAUUGUAAAUAAAUACUUUUGCAAAUUGUAA